AUGGAAAUAAUAUCCGAUAGAGAAAAUAUUACUGACCAAGAAAAUAUUGACGAAUUUCAAAUUGAAGAAGUUUCCACUUAUCCAAUAAACAAUAAUAUUUUGUAUCGUGAACGUGUAAAUAAAGUCACUAAACGUAGCUUCAACUAUGUAAUUAUAAAAGAAGGUGUUUAUCCUAAUGGAACUCAAACUGGACCAAAGAGUCUACAAGAUUCAAAACAACUUGGGGACGUGCAUCCAAAAAGAAGACUAUUCGUUGUGAAAUUGAUUAUAUUAAUGAAAUACCACAAUUUCGUAUUAAAUAUGGCUCCAACUUUCAAUAUGUUGUUUUUUUGA
Messenger RNA from Rhizophagus irregularis DAOM 181602=DAOM 197198, 333 nucleotides. NCBI's taxonomy places the organism in Eukaryota, Fungi, Glomeromycota, Glomeromycetes, Glomerales, Glomeraceae. The record is from RefSeq and is a predicted model, not a curated record.